Schizophyllum commune H4-8 is the source of this 196-nucleotide messenger RNA. RefSeq lists its product as uncharacterized. Lineage: Eukaryota; Fungi; Basidiomycota; Agaricomycetes; Agaricales; Schizophyllaceae. Bases 25 to 180 code for a protein of 51 amino acids. The transcript has a single exon. The record is from RefSeq and is a predicted model, not a curated record.
UGUUACAUGAGAGCUGGCCGACGUAUGUCGCUCAAAAUCGAGAAGAGGGUGGUGAUGGGCGGAAGGAAGGGGCCUGGCUUUCAAGCGGAGCGAAAGACCGAGAUUCGAACGCGAAACGGCGGCUUUGAGGGCCAGAUCCAAGAAGUCGAGCACUCGGGACGAAACUUCGCAGGACGCUAGCCAGCGUAGAGCAGAC